Messenger RNA from Arabidopsis arenosa, 1196 nucleotides. The record is from the annotation of a GenBank genome assembly. NCBI's taxonomy places the organism in Eukaryota, Viridiplantae, Streptophyta, Magnoliopsida, Brassicales, Brassicaceae.
AACUGUUUUCGUCAAUCUCUCUAUCUCUCUCUGUGGUUUGUGAAUGAAAGCAGCGACGCUGAUUUGUUCGUUUUCCGGCGAUUCCGAAAAGUUCCGAUUGAUUCGAUAACUGUACUUGCUGUUUGUUUCUGCAUUUGAUUGAAGAAAUUUGGUGAUUGAGGUGAAAAGAGAGUGAGAGAGAGAGAGAGAUGGAUGAUAGAGGAGGAUCGUUCGUAGCAGUGAGAAGGAUUUCACAAGGUCUAGAACGAGGAAGUGUUUAUCAUUCUUCUUCUGCUGAGGUUGUAGCUGGAUCGGCAGCGUGGUUAGGCCGUGGCCUUUCCUGUGUUUGUGUUCAGGGAAGAGACGGUGACCCCCGUCCUUCAUUUGAUCUAACGCCUGCUCAGGAGGAAUGCCUGCAGAGGUUGCAAAGCCGCAUUGAUGUUGCCUAUGACAGCUCAAUAUCUCAGCAUCAGGAAGCUCUGAAGGAUCUUUGGAAACUUGCCUUUCCUGAAGAAGAGCUACACGGAGUUGUAUCUGAGCAGUGGAAGGAAAUGGGUUGGCAAGGAAAAGAUCCUUCAACAGAUUUUAGGGGUGGUGGUUUUAUUUCACUUGAAAACUUGUUGUACUUUGCUAGGAAAUUCCCGAAAUCCUUCCAAGACCUUCUGCGGAAACAGGUUGGGGAUCGUUCAGUGUGGGAAUACCCCUUUGCUGUUGCUGGCAUCAAUAUAACAUUCAUGCUCAUCCAGAUGCUUGACCUCGAAGCAGUGAAACCACGAAGUAUCGUUGGGGAAACAUUUCUGAGAUUCCUUUCGGCAGUGAAUGAAUCUGCGUUUGACCUUCUUUAUUGCAUUGCCUUCAAGCUAAUGGAUCAGCAAUGGCUCUCCAUGCGUGCUUCAUACAUGGAGUUUAACACUGUAAUGAAAUCGACAAGGCGGCAACUGGAGAGAGAGAUUAUGGUUGAAGACAUUACAAGUCUCGAAGAUUUGCCCUCAUACAGUCUUCUCAGUCAAUAGCAAAUAGCUUACCAAAGACUACUUUGUUCAGAUUUUGUUUCCUAUGGGGUCAGUUUUUCUAACUUGUGGUGCUUGUAAAACGUUGUUGGCUAGUUGGUGUUUGGGCUAAUAAUCAUUUGGUUACAUUUCCAGUACUCAGAAGACUCAAACAAUGACUCUCAACAUUCAAUAGCUAUCUUUUAUGUAGCGCAUUUCAAAUUUACA